AUGCUACCCUUUACCAUCGACCCUGUUGGUGGUCUUUUUGUUUUCGGCCUCGCUUUGAUCGCAAAAAUUAUUUGGUCCGCCUACUCAGCACAAAAGACUAGCUCGCUAGUUGCGAACAAAACAACCAGUACUGUUCGGGCUCUGCCGGCGGCCUGGUAUAGGUCUGACGAGAUUUACCAACUUGAAAGACGAGCCAUAUUUGCCAAGAAAUGGAUCCUGGUUACCCAUCAGCUCAGAUUCACUGAAAAUGGCAACUGGAUCCGAUUCAAGGAAGCUGGUUUCCACUUCUUUCUUGUCAAAAACAAUGAGGGAAAGAUCAAAGGAUUCCACAACAUUUGUCGUCAUCGGGCCUUUCCUAUCGUAACGAAGGAACAAGGGAAAUCCAGUGUCAUGUCCUGCAAGUACCAUGGUUGGUCUUACAGCUUGAAUGGACAACUUGCCAAGGCACCGGGAUAUACCGACAUGAAGGAAUUCGAUAAGUCUGAAAAUGGGCUAUUUCCCAUCCAUGUGCAUCUCGACGCAAACGGAUUCAUCUGGGUCAACUUGGAUGCUUCAGACAAGCCUGAGCCAUUUUCUAAUGAGUUCAAUAAGAUCGAUGAGAUGUCGAGACACAAGGCAUUCGAUUUUACGGAGUAUCACUUUGACCACACGUGGGAAAUGAGCGGCGACUAUAACUGGAAGACGUUGGCCGACAAUUACAACGAGUGCUACCACUGCAAGACGGCCCACCCUGACGCCGGAUCCGUUGCUGAUCUACAAGCUUACAAGGUUGAGACAAGAGGCGGAAACAUCGAGCAUUUUGCCAAUACCUCGGAGAAACAAGCCGACGAGGGUUUGACCAUCGUCAGCAACUAUUACUUUCCUAACGCAUGUAUGACUGUAUCACCACACUUCUUUUACAUGAUGCGGUGCGUGCCGACCUCACCCUUCCACUCCUCGAUGGAAUACGAGGUCUAUCGACACAAGGACGCCAGCGACGACGACUUUAAGAAAAUCGACUCCAUGUUCAAACGGAUUUUGGGCGAGGACAAAUGGCUUUGCAAUAAUGCACAGGAGAACUUGAACUCGGGCGUCUUUGUCAACGGAGAGAUGCACCCGAGAAUGGAGCAGGGGCCUCUGUAUUUCCAGAGCCGAGUGCGCGAGCUUCUCAACCGCCACAAGAAUCUUGAGGAAGCUGCAAUGCGAGAGAUCAAUCCCGCUCAAAGAGCUUUGCCAAAAGGCGCUUCUGCAACUCAAAAGGACUUGGGUCUAUGUUCGGGCUUGGCAUGUAGCAAUCAAGAGAGAGCCUUGGAGUGGUGA
This is a messenger RNA of Ilyonectria robusta, 1299 nucleotides long. RefSeq names its product Rieske [2Fe-2S] iron-sulfur domain-containing protein. The transcript is spliced from 2 exons. Lineage: Eukaryota; Fungi; Ascomycota; Sordariomycetes; Hypocreales; Nectriaceae. The coding region runs from base 1 to 1299 and encodes 432 amino acids. Gene Ontology annotation, molecular function: iron ion binding; 2 iron, 2 sulfur cluster binding. The record is from RefSeq and is a predicted model, not a curated record.